This is a messenger RNA of Mycena indigotica, 1101 nucleotides long. RefSeq names its product Pumilio like protein. Lineage: Eukaryota; Fungi; Basidiomycota; Agaricomycetes; Agaricales; Mycenaceae. The transcript has 6 exons. The record is from RefSeq and is a predicted model, not a curated record. Gene Ontology annotation, biological process: nuclear-transcribed mRNA catabolic process, deadenylation-dependent decay. Gene Ontology annotation, cellular component: cytoplasm. Gene Ontology annotation, molecular function: mRNA 3'-UTR binding. The coding region runs from base 1 to 1101 and encodes 366 amino acids.
AUGAGCUAUCCUCCUCAGCCUGAUUAUAGGAACCAAAUCCUCAAUAUGUACGGUGGUGGGACUGGGUUUGGUAUGAUGGCGCGCGGAAGUCGCCGAUUCGAAACCCAAACACCCUCAUUUACUAGUAAGAUGCUGGACCAGUUUCGUUUGGCACACAAGCUCAAUAGUGCCACAAGUGAAGAAAUCCAAUGCGUAUUCGAUGAAAUCGACCCCGACAAUACAUUACAUCUAAUUCAAGAUGUUUUCGGUAAUUAUGUAAUACAGAAGCUACUGGAACAUGGUACCCAGGCCCACAAGGACACUCUUGUUGGUGCCAUGGAAGGCCAUAUCAUCUAUCUAUCAUCCAAUGUCUAUGGCUGCCGCUUGCAAAAAGCUUUUGAAUGUGUAACUCCGGAGCAGCAAGUCAAGUUUGUUCAAGAACUCGAGCCCCAUAUUCUCAGAUGUGCCAAAGACUCGAACGGGAAUCACGUUAUUCAGAAGGUUAUCGAACGAGUUUCCCCUGACAGACUUGGUUUCAUUUCAACAUUCAUCGGCCACGCCCAUGGGCUUGCUUCUCAUCCAUUUGGCUGUCAUGUCUUGCAACAAUGUCUCCGUCACCUUCCUGAACCAUACACCCGGCCACUUCUCGAUGAACUUACAAGUCAUACCGCUAAUCUUAUGCAAGAUCAAUUUGGGUUGGCUUAUUGCGUUGGUUGUAGAACUAUAUCGUCCAGUUCAUUCUGGAAAACGGAUUGCCUUGCGACCGAUCGUCCAUUCUUACUCAGCUUCAGCGGGCGUGUGCUAGCAAUGGCUUGCCACAAGUUUGCCUCCAACGUCUGUGAGAAGGCGAUGAUCUUUGGUGACUCAGAUGGUCGCAAGGCGAUAAUCGAAGAACUGAUGGGACCGGCUUUGCGACCUGAUGGCCUGACACCAAUCGGGUUGCUCAUGAAGGAUCAAUACGGCAAUUAUGUUCUCCAGCGAGCGCUUGCAGUAGCGGAAGGCGAGCAGAAAGAGGCUCUCACCAAUGCUAUUCGUCCCCAACUGGCCACUAUGCGCAAACAUGCUGCUUACAGCAAACAUCUUGCCUCUAGUGCGAUUUUCUUCCACUUCUCAUCCUUCUGA